Molecule: messenger RNA, 9395 nt
Organism: Spirometra erinaceieuropaei
Lineage: Eukaryota; Metazoa; Platyhelminthes; Cestoda; Diphyllobothriidea; Diphyllobothriidae
Source: the annotation of a GenBank genome assembly
AUGGUCAAAGAAGGACUCGAACAGAGAACCGGUCCCGGCUGGCACGUUAUCGUGGGUCCGGGAUUUGGCUUCGAGAUCUCCUACGAGUUGAAAAACAUCCUCUACAUGUACUUUGGCGGAAACACAGGUGUCUUACUGUGGAAGUGCUCCUAGGCCCUGCCAGUACCUCUUCACCGUUCCCGCCUCCAUUUCUGGCACUUGUGACCUUUACAUGCCUGUACGUCGGCAUCUCUGUAUACAGCCUCCGGCUAAUCUGUGUACCACAAAUCGGUCGCAGUUGUUUAGUGUAUACAAUAAACGCAUUCCCGACCACAGCUAACUCCUUUGGGUCAGGACAAAUAAUCAAAAUAUUUACGAGGGCAAACCUAUUGGGUGAGUCCGAAUUCCAACAGGGGCUGGUCGGGAUCAUCUGCUAGCUACGGGCGUAUUUUUAUCCUCUUACGUGAGUAUCCACCAGAAAGACACACGGGAAGCACUGUGGGAUCCACUGAUGAGCCGAUACCCUCGCAGCUCUGUCAUGCAAAGGCGGAACAUUAGCGAAACGUAUGUGUCUGGGCUUUUAGCUGGUACCUGCGUCGUCAAGUAUGUUAUGUCGUACUAUUAAGGACAAAAGACAGUCUGAUUAGUCUGGCGUUGCUUUGCAUUACCGGAAAGCUCGUUUGUCUUCAAGGCCUGACACGUGCCCAGACUCCGUAAGGCCUGCAUGUGGCUGCGAAAACAAUAAAUAAAAAUCUUUCGAAGCCCCCUCUAGAAACAAAGAUCGAGGCCUGAGUAUAGUAAGUGGGCUUACUCAUGAAAUGUCAACCGAAAUGCGUUUCCGUUUCGAAAGGAUUCAUUAAGUAGGGUUGUAAAACUAAUCGUCGUGCAGCGUCAUUCUAAAAUAUUUCAGUAACCUCAGGAUGUCGGCUUUCCAACGAAACUCUACACUUUGUAAACAUGACCACUUAAGUAACGUGCAUUUUUCUCUUGAAAUUCAAAUAUAUUUCAUAGAAAACAUGCAUAUAAAUAUUCAUUCUUUUGCUCAUUCGGUAGAAAAUAACGUCUUUCAUACCAUAAUCACCCCCGGAUGCCGGCAUUCGAAAAAACUUCUUUCCGGCCGCAUCCAGAAAGAAUACUCCGUAGAGAAUGACUACUUAAGUAGAGGGCAUUUUUUCAUUGAUUUUCGAUACUCUUAAAGAUUAAAUUAUAUUUCACGGAACACAUGCAUAAAAAUAUUAUUUAUUUUACUCAUUCAAUAGAAAAUUACGUCUUCUUUCAAUUAUCUACUCAAAGGAACGGUUUAAUUUGGUUUUAUAAAACUUUGCAAUUCCUGAAUAAUUUUGAAGUCGACCUGCCGUUACACUUGCAUUCAGGGUUUCCAAACUACAAGCCGUAUAAUUUCCGCUUACGGAUAUCCAUACAUUUCUCUACCAUAUUAAGAGGAGAUUACAUGGCGUUCAUAAUAUAAAGCAGUGGAUUUGAGCCACACUGUUAACUUUACAAGCCAUAUUGCUCAAUGCAGAGACAUGACGUUUUAUGAAGGGUCAUUUCACGGCAUUAAAAUCGCACAAUGAGAAACUUUUUUAAAAAUGAAUUAAACCCUUUUUCGAGUAUAAUAAUGAAAGGAAACGUAAUUUUCUUCUGAAUGAGCAAAAGAAUGGAUAUUUCAUGCAUGCUUUCCAUGAAAUAUAAUUGCAUUUUUAAGGGCAUCACAAAUCAAUGAAAAAGUGCAUGCUACUUAAGUAGUCGUUUUCUUCGUAGUAUAGUUUUUGAAUGCACCCGGUAAGAAGUUUGUUCGAAAGCCGACAUCCGGGGGUAACUGGAUUAUUAUAGAAUUACGCUGAAAGAUUUUUGGUUUAACAACCUUACUUUACUAAUCUUUCCAAAACGGAAACGCAUUUCGAAUUUCUUAUGACAUUUCAUGAGUUAGCCCACCUACUGCACAGCCAACAUUCUAACCCCUAGGCUGCGAGGUUCUACCAGAAACCAUGAGAUUAAUUACAUCUGGGUCAAAUUGCCUGCCGAUUCGCAGCUUAACGGAUCAUCUGAAACCCUGAGGGAUAUUUUAGAAAUCUAAAAUACCCACAUGCUGCAGAAAAUGGACGCUUAUGCGACAGUCCGGACUUCAGUCCCAUAGCAGACAGGUGGUCACUGACAGUCUACCCACGCACACAUGUCGAUCAUCAUAAAUGCGUCAGCACGGUCUUGUCAAACAACCGUUUGACGUUCUACUCCAUAUGCUACUCCUAAAACAAUUUUAAAAACAAGAUUCUUUCGGAGUUGAAAUCGUUAUUUAAUCAAGCAAAAUGCAGAAAUCUCGUGGAUAAUGUGGGCACCGAAGCCCAUUGAAUAGUUAUUAAAAUUGUUUGACGUAUUUUGUCGAUUAAAAAGGUCACUUGAGUGGUGUAACGAAAUGAAAUAUAAUUGGAACUAAACUGUAGUCUUUUUGCGCAGGGUAGCACGUUGGUAUUAUGUCUAGACAUCCGUUCGGCCAGGUAUGGGCAACAGUCAUUGUUCGAGUCUUGGGUAUUUGUUUCUUCUCAAAUAGGCAUAUUUUCAACGGCAGCAUGUCUUCUCCAGACUCCGCAACUGAAGGACAUAUUUUAUUUUAAACAUUGUCGCGAUAAGGAGACUCCUGAAGUUGCUCAGCCGAGUACAAGUUCAUCUAGCCAUCCUUAGGUUGAUGCAUAAUGUUCAAAAAAUAUGGAACCUGAUCUUUAUUCCGUGUUCACCCGGAGAGUCCUUCUUAGAUGGACAUUUUUGACCAUGCGGAUACUAGAAGACUCUACGCAGGCAUGUGAACUCUACUCAGAGGGCAUGCAGUCAUUGACUGGUCUAAUGAAAUGUUAACCGAAAUUCUGAAAUGAGAUUUGACUAGGAAUGAUUACGUAAGCGAGUCUGCAAUGGUGACCAGCACUUUUCUUUGGCCGUCUAUGGUAACCCUCUACAAGGGUACUAUUUCUUCAACUCUUUCGGUAGCAAAUCAUGUCUUUAUCAAAUUGGAUACUCAUAGGAAGGGCAUCUUUUGGUUUUAAAAUUUUUUUCUCUUCUCCAGUCGUUACGAAUUAUUUUUAAAACUGAAUGAUACCCUUUCUUUGAGUAUGUUGCUUAAAAAAUACGAGAUUUUUAACGAAAUCAGUAUAGGAAUGUUUAUAUGCCGAUUUUUUGCAAAAUGUCUUUGAAUUUAUAGGGGCAUUGAAAAUCGGCAAAAAAUGUAUUCUACGUAAGCAGCCAGUUUCAUACCAAUUAGGCUUUUUGCAGGCGGCCUCGAGUGUUUGGAACCUUACCAGAUCAUAUCACAAGAUAAUUACCAUUGCAAUCCAGUCGAAACCGCAAUUCGCUUAAUAUUUUGUGAUAUCGGUCACUGAUUUUACGCAGCAUGUAACUUGGAAACUUUAAACAUCAAUGAAAGUUCCAGCGGUUUUUCAAAAGCUGAGGCUAUUUUUAAACUCUUUGGGCCUAAAUAACAGUGCUCAAUCGAAACCGAUCGAAAGAAAAACGGAAACUCGUCUGAAAUGGCUAUUGGAAAUACUUUUUGCGGUCUUUCUGCAAGUUUUGUUUUUCAAUCAAAACAAUAAUUUAAAGUUAACGAAAAAGUUGCGUUAAUUGCGUGUGAGAUUUGCAGAGACGGCUAGAACUGGAAUUUUAUUGUUGAUUUUCUGAUCAGUUUUUUGCCUGAAACUCUAUUUAAAAUGUACGGUCAGUGUUCAAAUACUGUUUCUCUCGUCAUUGUUGAAAUGGGAGUCAGAACAACAUAGAAGUUUGCUAGUCAGGAGUAGGAAUAUGCUAUUCUACAAAGUUUCGAGAGACAUGUUAACUCUCUUGAUUAAAUAUAAGACGCAAUAGGCACGUAAUACACUGAGCGACCGUCAAAAACAAGAACUGAUUUCAAAAAAGCUGUUCAGUGAAUAGCACUCAGCUCGGCCUGCGUGGGUGGACAGUCAAAUGCCAGUCAGUGUGAGGAUGGAGUUCGCAACUGGAAGAAAAGUGUGAAAUUUAAAUGCAUGGAAGGUCGACCAGACGUAGAUCUUUUAACCACAGCAGGCAUUUUAUUCUUCCAAUAAAUAAAGAGCAGAUCGAGGUAAGUUCCGGGAGUAAAAACCCCCCUAUCACAGGUGGCCUUGCUCUAGAUUCCUUGGAAGGGGGGCUUGAUUUAGGCUUCAUUCAGAUUGACAAAUUUGAGAGAUCUGGGUAGAGUAUUUGAAGAAGAUGAUUAUGGGCUCUUCGAAACAGGUUUAUUUAAAUGCUGACGUUUAAAAGCGCUUGGCCAGCUCUCCAUUGUCAAAGCGUAAAAUGCACUUAUUCGAUCCGAACUUUCAAGUGGCAUGUUGUGUUGGUCGGCUUCUUGCUGGAUUUAGGGUUAAGUUGUUAGAAUUGAUUGGUGUCAGGGUUAAGGAAUCUAAGGUUAGUGUUGAAGUAUCGGCCAGGGGUAAAUGUAAGACUCGGGAAUAGGUCCUCCCCUCGAAUUUAACUCAAGGCCAUCCGCACUGCACGAGGUUCUUAUUCGCAUGGCACCCAGUCAAUCAGAAUGGUCAAGAAGAAGCUUGCUCCAAGAGGCAACGUAAAGUGUUUUCAGUUUGCUGGUAGUUAGGUUUCACGUAACCAGCCAGCAAUCAAUGCAAUUUCGACUUCUUUAUUUGCAUAAACCUUUCUUUGAAAAAUAAGCAGAUGACAGUCGGGGCUGUUUUCUCCGGGGAACAAUUCAGCUAAAUGAAAAUAACUGAAGAUAUUAAUUUAUACGUGCCAGAGAAAGAAAUAAAAAGACCUUGCGGUGACUUUUGCUUGACGGUGGUUAAGAUGCCCUGGGGUUGUCACCGGAGUGAAAAUACGGCAGUGCAAUACCUUUUGGACAGUGUCUGCAUUAGGGCAUUAAACUCAUUUAAUAGUACCACUAAAUGGUAGAAAUAGUGUUCCCUUUUAACUGGUGACAGUAUGGAGGAAUAAAAUUGUGAUAACACGAAGUUAUUAGGUAUCCAGCUCUUUCGCUUAACACGAAUCACAUCCUUGCCAAACAAACUUCUGUUAGUUCAUGCACCAUCGAAUAAUCCCGUGCUUUUGUCCUUCCCCACACUUCUGCCGCUGGAGCAUACAGUAGGUGGGCUAACGCACGAAAUAACAACUGGAAUUCCCGAAUGCGUUUUCGUUUUGAAAAUAUUAAUUAAGUAGGGUUGUAAAAUUAAUAAAUCUGCAGCAUAAUUCUAUAAUAACUCAGCUAACUCAGGAUGCCAUCUUUCGCAAAAACUUUCUUCUGGUUGCAUGCAAAAACUAUACUUUGUAAAAAAUGACUACAUAUAUAGCAUGCAUUUUUCCCAUUGAUUUCCGGAUGCCCUUAAAUGUCCAAUUAUAUUUCAUGGAAAACAUGCACAAAAAUAUUUAUUCUUCGGCUCAUUCGGUAGAAAAUUACGUCUUCCUCCAAUGUUGUUCUCGAAGAAAUGGGUAACAUUCGGCUUUCAAAAACUUUUCCAAUUCACGAAUAAUUUUCAACUUGGCCUGCCGUUACACUUGCAUCCAAGGGUUUCCAAACUACAAGCCCCGCGUACGGAAAACCACACAUUUCUUUACGGUAUUAAGAUGAGACAAUAUGGGGUUCAUAAUAUUUGGCAUUGGAUUUGAUCCAUAUUGUAAACUUUACAAGCCACAUUGGUAAAUGCAGAGACAUGACGUUUUAUGAACUGCCGUUUCACGGUAUUUAAAAUCUCACGAGUAUAAAAUUGAAAGAAGACGCAAUUUUCUACCGAAUGAGCAAAAGAAUGAAUAUUUUUAUGCAUAUUUUCCCUGAAAUAUAAUUUGCCAUUUACGGUCAUCCGAAAAUCAAUGGGAAAAAUUCAUGCUACAUAAGUUGUCAUGUUUACAGAGCAUAAUGUUUGCAUGCAGCCGGCAAGAAAUUCCUUCGAAAGCCGGCAUCCUUGGCUAACUGAAUUAUUAUAAACUUGUGCUGCAGAUAAUGAGUUUUACAACCCUACUUAAUUAAUCUUUUCGAAACGAAAACGCAUUUAGGAAUUCCAGUUGACAUUUCAUGCGUUAGCUCACGUACUGUAAGUCGAUCUAAAAGACUUGAAACAAGUAGGUGGUUGUGACUUGCGACUGGUUCGAAAGACCUCAUCCAAUUCGAAUAAAAUGUAAAGAUUUGCCUUUGUAGUCAAACAAACGCACCUUUUCAACCCUCGCUAGGCUUUAACAGUCAUAACCUCGACGGUUGUCAAAUAAUUGGACCAUGAUGCAACUACUCAUUCUUCCUGUUGCCUUCAUUUAAAAUCUCCAAUGAAAUAUCAGUGAACCUAUACUCAGUCUGGUCGGGGCUUGAGAACGUGUGCCAAGUGUCACCAAACAAGUUAGCCUUGGUCCCUCGUCGCCCAAUGCCAUGACGAGGAGUCUGACCUGGCCUGGCGACUGUUCAGUGCUUCAGAAAGUUGCUUCUGUCUAACAGGUGCAGUUCGCCUACAGUCAGCGAGGUCCUCCAAUCGACUUGUGAGUACACUAGCGAAACUACCGACCGGCCGAUCCAUUUCCGGAAGAGGAAACUUUUGUCACAACGGAUCAACAAUAACAUAUUUUACGACCUUGGUGAAGGAAAUGGUUAGGUUGCAGUUUUCUCGAUGACUGUAUAAAAGGCAGCAGUUUAGGUCUUCUGUUCAAUAGUUGGAUUGGAUAAACAUCACCUGCCCUUACUCCACCAGUUGUGGCAUUCAUCUUCGGUUCAGGAUGGCGGACUGUUAGCAUGUCGUUUAAACAAGCAGAUUGCGUCAGUCUGCCGUCUAUUGCAAGGUCUGCUUGGAGAUGACACCCGCUUACAGAGGAACACACGAUAGUUUGUCCAGCCGUCGUUGCCGAUUAUGUCAACCGUGUGCUCCACAACAAGGUUAAGCAGGUCGGUGACUUGUGCGUGAUUUAAUUUAUCGGGAAUGUAGUCCUGCACAGCAUCUACCACACUCUCGCCUUCACCCCUACCUGGACCCGAUGUCAAGAUGGAGUCAAGAAGGCCGGAGGCAAGGGAAGGGCGUAGGUGGUUGGCGCGAUCGGACCCGCACCUAGGCGUGUCACCACAUCAUGCACUUGACCAGGAUUUUUCACCAACAACAAAACAACACUCCAGCGGGGAUCAAAAGAACGAGGAUGAUGACUGGGCAGCCAUGCCCACCACAUGUAUACCCAACGAGAGCACAAGCGCAUCUACCAUCUGGGAACCAGGUACCAGGGAACUGUCAGCGCAUACCAGACUGCGAGGGCCAUGAUUUGCUGAUACUAGCAUAGCACACGCUUUCAGACCUUUUGACCAGGCAAGAGGAACACGAGAGUUUGACCGUCGAUUUCGGCGAUGCCCACCGUGUGUUCCACAGCAGAGUGGAAGCAGGGACGGUGAUUUGCUCGGGGAUUUAUAGUGCCAGUAGACUUGCAAUGUAUCUACCACACUUUCUCCUCCUACCCCACCUGAGUCCGGUGUCAAAACAGAGUCAAUAAGACCGGAGAUGAGGAAGAGGAAAACACACACACCAAAAAUUGCCAGUGAAAGCUGCCACAAAAAUGCAUAUGCUUGAGUGUGAUAAUCUAUAACGGCUAAGAGGACCAGCUUUCAUCUACGAUAAGGACUGUCCACCACGUUUUAUCGGUUUCACAGAUGAGUGACGUCCUCGGUGCUGAAAGUCGUCGCUACGAAAAAUGUGGGAACUAGAAUGACCCCCUCGACCUUCUCUGCUGUCGUCAGCUCUGCACGUCGAAUUAACCUGACGCGACUUCAAUGCGUCUCCUGUUGACUUUUCGUAAAAGAUACAGUAGGUGGGCUAACUAAUGAAAUGUCAACCAAAAUUUCGAAAUGCGUUCUCGUUUUGAAAUGAUUACUUAAGUCCGUUUGAAAAACUAAUAAGCAUGCAGCAUAAUUCUAUAAUGAUCCAUUUACCUUAUGGUGUCGGCUUCCGAAUCGACUUAUUUCCGCCUGCAUGCAAGAACUAUGCUCUGCAAAAAAAUGACUACUUAUGUAGAAUACGGCUUUCUCAUUCAUUUUCGGUGCGUUUUAAAAUUCGAAUAUAUUUGAUGGAAAAAUACAUACAAAUAUUCAUUCUAUUGUUUAUUCAAUAGAAAAUUACGUCUUCUUCCAAUUUUAUACUUGAAGGAAGGGAAUAAUUAGGUUUUAACGAAGUUUCUAACUGUGAGAUUUUUAAUACCAUGAAAUGGCCGUUCAUAAAACGUCAUGUAUUUGCAUUUACCAAUACGGCUUUUAAAGUUAACCAUGCUGCACAAAUUCACUGCUUAAUUUUACGAACCCCGUAUGGUCUCCUCUUAAUACCGCAGACAAAUGUAUGGUUUUCCGUAUACGGAAAAUAUGCAGCUUGUAGAUUUGUGACCCUAAAUGCGAAUGUACCGCAGGUCGGGUUCAAAAUUAUUCGGGAAUUAGAAAAGCUUUUUAACACCAAAUUAUAAUCCCCUUUCAAGUACACACUCGGAAGAAGACGUGAUUUUCCACAGAAUAAAUAAAAGAAUGAAUAUUUUUCUGCAUGUUUUUCAUGUAAUAUAAGCGACUUUUCAAGGGCAUCGAAAAUAAAUAUCAAAGUUGCCUGCUACCGACGUAAUCAUUUUUUCAGGGUAUAGUUUUUGCAUGCAGUCGGCAAUAAGUACAUUCGAAAGCCGACAACCUGAGGUAACUGGAUCAUUGUAGAAUUAUGCUGCGUGAUGAUCAGUUUUACAACCCCACUUAUUCAAUCUUGUCGAACCGAGAACGCAUUUUAUAAUUUCAGUUGACAUUUAAUGAGUUAUUCCGCCUACUGUAGAUGCGGACUAAUCCAUCAUUGCAGAACAUUUCCGACUUCUUUGAUCUUUGUGCUCCUGCAUGACAUGCAACUUAUUUCUCUUCCCCGUUUUUCGUUCCUUUCUGUUACUGUUCUUUUCCGUCUCUCCCAUGCCCUCGUCUACUCUUACUUUUCUCCCUUAACUUUGCCGCUUUUUUCCUUAUCAAAAUUUUUCCUCUGAUAAAGUGUUUCCUCUAGCCUCCUCACCGUCCCUUUCUCCAUCUUCUCCUCUCUCUUCUUUUCCUCCUCGUUCUCCUCCUUCUUCCUCUCCUUCCCCUUCUUCUUUUUGCCCCUUUUCCCCCCUUUCUUCUUCUUAUUCUUCCUCUUCUUCCUCUUCUCCUUCUUUUCCUCGCCUUUCCCCUCAUCUUUUUCCCUUGAUAGAUGAGUUUUCGCCGAGCAUUCUACACGGUGCGGUUUUCAGACAUCUCACCAUACAUGCUCAUCAGACUGCUGUUUCUUGAAUCCCUUCAGCUGGCCGCCAAGAUGCUGAAGGACGCCCUCGAGGAGAAAAUGGGCGCGGGCUGGCACGUGGUGGUCGGUCAGGGCUUCGGCUACGAAGUGAACUACGACAAGCGCUUCAUAAUGUUUAUGUACUUUGGCGGAAAUACUGCUAUUCUGAUGUGGAAGUGUCUAUAG